This is a messenger RNA of Saitoella complicata NRRL Y-17804, 4353 nucleotides long. RefSeq lists its product as uncharacterized. Gene Ontology annotation, cellular component: Set1C/COMPASS complex. Bases 210 to 4220 code for a protein of 1336 amino acids. The record is from RefSeq and is a predicted model, not a curated record. NCBI's taxonomy places the organism in Eukaryota, Fungi, Ascomycota, Saitoellomycetes, Saitoellales, Saitoellaceae. The transcript has 2 exons. Gene Ontology annotation, molecular function: protein binding; histone H3K4 methyltransferase activity; RNA binding.
AUCUCAAGCACGACAAAGAAGAAGACGACCCGCCCUCUCGAUACCAUCUAGGCGACCGUUUCAAUUGUUUAUAACGUGUGGUAGAGGGUUCUAGGCUGCGAGCGCAAUUCUACAAGACAAGACUCGUAUCUUCAUUUGUUUGAAUAGGCGACUGGAAUUGUGUAUGUGCGCAUAAGUCCCUGUUGAGUCAGUGUCCAUCCCUUCGUUCAAUGGCAUCAAAUGGCUACAACUACGGGCAUCAACGGCCCCCAUACGGUCGACCUGAUCCGCGGGAUCAUCGAACACCAGGGUCACCAGUAGGUAGACGUGACGAGCGUCCGCAAAGUUCAUCGAGUGGGAACGCGGGGUUUAACACGUUCUUUCCGCAGGCGCAAAGACCGCCGACUGCGACUGCGACUGCGACUGCGUCCGGGAGAUCACCAAGCGUGGUGGCGAAACCACCCAGUGCAAGAACACCUCAGACUAGCAGUUCAUCCUCGAUAAGACCUCAGCAGCAGAUGAAUGGAGCACCAACAGCACCGAGGCAGCCGAGUUCGAUGGCUGCGGCGAACGGUGUGCCUGCGAGACAGCCGCCGCCGCCUACAGCGCCUGCGCCGCAACAUAACUUCGAUAAGGUGAUCGCGGAACGGGAGGAAAGUAUCAAGGCUGCUUGGACGAAAUUGGUUGGUCGGAAUAACAAGAAGAUCGCCUAUGACCCAGAAACACUCCCUAAAGCCACGAAACCCGAGAAAGGCCGGAAGGCGGACUAUGCGCGGACGCCUGUUAUAGGACCACCGAAUGCGAAAGGAAUGGUUGCGAAGGAUCCGAGGUUGGAGGGGAAGAAAGGUAGGGAGGCGAGUAAAGGACGGAAGACGUGGAGGAGUGAGCUGAGGAGAUGUGUAUGGGCCUGGGACGCGAACUCGACAACGAAAGCCCCACCAUGUCAGGUUGUUGUCUCGGGGCUGGACGAGUUAACCGUCGACACCACCAUCGGACUCCUCUUCAAAACUUUCGGCGAUAUCCGCGAUUGUCGAGUCGAAGUCGAUCCCGCCACAGGCGCCUCCCUCGGUUUGUGUCGGGUCAAGUUUAAGGAAAAGAAGGCGAAUGAAGGGUAUGAGAGCGCGAGGAAGGCUGUGGAUGCGGCGGUGAAGGAGGGAAUUGUGGUUGAUAAGAGGAGGGUUGGAGUUGAGUUUGAUGGGGAUGGGGGCAAGAUUAAGAGGAUGGCUGAGAAGAUACUGGAAAAGAGGAGGGCGAAGAUGGCGGCUGCGGCCCCUGCACCUGCCCCUGUACCGAAACCUCCAGUUAAGGUUGAGAAGGCAUCUACGGUGGAGGAGAAGGCGAUACCGAAGCCUGCUGCACUUGGAGUCGGGGCAAGGGAUAGUUCACGUACGAUGGGAAGCUCGACGCGUGAGGCUUCGCCGUCGGGGAGGGAGAGUAUGGCUGCGCCCCCGAAGCCGACUGUGAGUACACGUGAUCGGGAGAGGGAUAGGCGGGAGGACAGUCGACGGCCUGAUGAGCGACGAGGGGAAGAUGAUCGGAGAAGGGAUGAGCGGAGUAUGUCUCGAGAGCCGUACCCUCGUGACCCUGGCUAUAAUCGGAGGGGAAGCAGAGAUGACCGUAGUGUGAGUCGGGAUCCAUAUCCGCGAGACUCGAGGGAUUCGAGGGAUAUGAGGAGGGAUGGUUACAGAGACAGGAGACGAAGUCCGGCGAGGGGUGGGAGGAGUCGAAGUCGGAGUCGGAGUCGGAGUCGAGAUCGCGAUCGUCGUCGGGAUCCGAGAGACUAUAGGAGGAGAAGUCCCAGUUGGGAUAGGGAUAGGAGAAGACGGAGUCCUAGCUGGGAUGGUCGGCGGCGGAGGAGUCCAUCACGGGAUCGGGAUCGGGAUAGGAGGAGCUCUCCGCCUAGACGAAGAGAAAGUCCACCUAGGCGGACUGCUCCUGUUCGAGUUCCUGCGCUUGAGGAGAUGCGGAGACGGAUUGAUCGUCGUCCCUUCGUGUAUAUCCCUGAUACUUCCUUGCCCCCUGGUAAGGUCCAUCAAACUGACAUGCGCAUGAUUCUCAAUAAGGCGUCGUGUAAGUGGCGGGACGUCAUGGUUGACAGGUACGGCUUUUACAUCGUCUUUGAUGGCUUACAGUGGGCGAAGGAAUGUGUGCAGAAGCUCAACGGUGCGGUAUGUGUCAAGUAUACCAUGAAGAUGGAGUUGUAUGAUCAGUAUGGUGAUCGAAUCCGUGUUGAGGAACCGAAGCCGAAGCCGGUCGAAAAGGAUCCGGUCAAGGAGGCGACGGAGGCGGUCUUGAAGGAGCUUGUGGGCCAUUUGCAGAGGGAUAUUAAGAGUAGAGUUGUUGGGCCUGCGUUGCUUGAGACGCUCCGGAUGAAGCAGGAUGCGAAGGCGAAGGAGAGGAAAAAUGCGCAGAAUGGGACGCCAGCACCAAAGGCUUCGGGGGUGGAGAGGGUUAAGCAGGAUGACCGCGGUUCGGAGAGUCCUAGUGUUGAUUUCAGCGUGCCGUCCUUGGGUGCGAAGCUACCGGCACUGCCGAGUUUCAGGAAGAAGGACGGCGCGAAAGCUUCGGCGGCGAAGAAGGGGAAACCGGUCUUGAGCGCGAAGAGGAGGCUGCAGAAGCAUGAGGCGAUGCCGAUGCACCAUGCGCUUAAUCUUGAUGACUCUGAUGAGGAUGAUGACGCCACGCCGCGCACGAAGCCUGCCUGGUCGAGCGAGAGUAGCGAGAGUGAGAGUGAGCGAGAUGAGGAGGUGCCGGUGCAGGCGCCGCCGCCGAAACCGAAGAAGAAGGUGUUGACGAAGAGGAAAGAGAAGGUCGAUGUUGGGUUUUCCUCGGAUGAGGAUGAGGAGGAGGAGACCCCCAGGCCCGCGUCGCAGACCAAGGAGAAGGAGUCUUCAGCGACGAGUCGUGCGCCGAGCGUUGCGCCCGCGGAGAAGGACGAGGAUGUUAAGAUGGAGGAUAUCAUUCCCGAGGCAGCGGUUGGUGUGUCGACUAAGCGCGGAAGGGAUAUUGCUUUCACCAGCAGUGAAGAGGAGGAGUCCGAUGAAGAGGUGAUAUCUAAGGAACAAGAGGUUGAAGAGGCGCUUGCUUCAGUUCCGCUACCAGCCGAUGAGGAAGCUUCGGACUUUGAAGCAGCACCAAAGGCGAAGCCGAAGGCAAAGAAAGCCAAGAAAGCUGCGCCGGCGAAGAAAGCCAUGAAGAAGGGUGGCAAGGUCGCUAAGCGUGCUCCUUCGCCUGCUUUGGACUUUGAGGCUGCUAUGAGGAGUGAACCGGAGCCUGAGUCCGAACCCGAACCUGAACCCGCGCCGGAGAAGGAGGUCGAGAAGGAAGGGCUUCCGGCGCCCGAUGAGCAGUAUGCUGAUGACAACGUCUUGCUUGAUCUUGAUGGUGUGCAGAGUAUCGUCCGUGAUGCCGAAGACUUCGACCUCCUUAAGGAGGCGCUUGCUGACGUUACACCGGCCGACAUCGGGUCUGCACCCAAAUGGGCAUGGUACCAGAAGGAGAUCAAGCGGAUGAACCAAGACGGUGCCAAGGGUGUUCUACCAGCUCUGAAGGAAGAAGGGUAUUCCAAGGAGAACCCAGCAGGCUGCGCCAGGUCCGAGCCCUUCAAGCGUAUUCCUGACGCCGAGAAAGCACUGUACCUGCCCAACCGUAACCGUGCCAUCGUUCACACUGGCGAUGAAGAUCAUAGCGCAAAGACAACGUCGCAGAACAACUCGCGUUCCGCCCGUGCGAAUAAUCGUCGUGCUGGAAUUGGUAUGGCGUUUACUGGUGUUGGUGAAAGUGAUGUCCUCCGUUUCAACCAGCUGAAGGGUCGAAAGAAGCUGCUCAAGUUUGCGAGAUCGCCGAUUCACGAUUGGGGAUUGUUUGCGAUGGAGCGGAUUGAGGCUAAUGACAUGGUUAUCGAAUACGUUGGUGAAGUCAUUCGACAAGCCGUUGCGGAUGCCAGGGAGAAGAGAUACGAACGCCAAGGUAUCGGUAGUUCCUACCUUUUCCGAAUCGACGAGGAGACGGUUGUCGACGCUACUAAAAUUGGUGGCAUUGCCCGUUUCAUCAAUCAUGCUUGUGAUCCCAGCUGUACGGCGAAGAUCAUCACUGUCAAUGGGCAGAAGAAGAUCGUCAUUUAUGCACAAAGGAGAAUCGAGGAGGGUGAGGAGUUGACGUAUGAUUAUAAGUUUCCACGUGAAGAGGUCAAGAUUUCUUGUUUCUGUGGGAGUGCGAACUGCAAGGGAACGCUCAAUUAGUGUUGGUGCAAGUCUUAUGGCAUUUGUAGCUGGUCAUUUGGGAGUUUUCAUAUAUCAUAUAAGGUGGGCUUUCUUUACUUGUCUGGGAGAUCUAAGAUGGAUCUAGGAGUUUUGUUUCAGGGUCGUGAAUUUU